This is a messenger RNA of Uloborus diversus, 5257 nucleotides long. It is a transcript of the gene phtf, whose product is annotated as protein PHTF2-like. NCBI's taxonomy places the organism in Eukaryota, Metazoa, Arthropoda, Arachnida, Araneae, Uloboridae. The record is from RefSeq and is a predicted model, not a curated record. Gene Ontology annotation, cellular component: endoplasmic reticulum. The coding region runs from base 181 to 2979 and encodes 932 amino acids. The transcript is spliced from 19 exons.
GUGAAUAGCAGACAUUUAAAAGGGUAUUGAAUUUGACUUUCGGAAGUUAUCAAUUUCAAUAGAAUGAAAAGAAAGCCAGGAUAUGCAAGACAUGUCACUUAGUUCAAUAUGGAAAAAUUACUAGAGAAUGAGAUGAAAUGCACACUGGAAAAUUUGUUUUACUUCUGAAUUUUUUGUGAGAUGUCUUCAUUGGUUUCAGCUCUUGAUUGGUAUCAUAAAAAAAUUGGAGCUUACGAUAAGCAACUAUGGGAAAAAUCAGUUGACCAACGUAUUUUAAGGGGUGUUUGUGCCAUCCCAAAAAAAACUGCACGCAUAAAAACUGAGCUGAUAGAUGUGGAUCUUGUGCGAGGUUCUGCUUUUGCUAAGGCGAAACCACAGCAUAGUUGGAUAGCAGCUACAAUAUCAGGUUUCAAACGGGUUUUGCUUUUACCAUUAUACUAUUCAUGGUGGCAAGUACAAACAAACAGUCUAGUCACAUGUACACUGGUGCUCUUAUAUUUUGUACAGAUUGCUGCUAUGUAUUUUUACUUUUCUGCAGAUGAUAAAGAAUUUUCAGAAGUUUCAGUAUGUGAAAUUUUAACUCCAGUGGUGAUGAUGUUCAUUCUUGGUAUAUUGCAUUCACAAAUUGUUGCGACUUUCACAAGCAAAAAGAGCCGAAAACAAGUCACAAGAGCCAAGCGAAGAAGGAUUAAAUCCAAACGUUUAAAGAGUUCAGCUGAUUAUGAUCGAGAAUCUAAAUCGUCACCUGAUUCAGCUUCUGAUGACAAAAUGGAAAACAUGGAAAAUAGUAAUCCUAGUCAGACUGCAAAUGAAAGCUGCGAUGAAAUUCAUAGUCCAAAGAAUAAUAUAGAAGGAAAUACAAAUAUUGCUGAUAUUGAAUGUGAACCAUGUGGAUGUAAAAGAUACUUUAAAACUGGACAACAACUUCGGUUUACAUUUCAAGACAGCUCAAAAGAUAUGACAAGUGACAGAAUUGAUACUGAGAAUUCAAACUUGGUUUUAUCUUCCGAAGAACAAGCUGUCAGUAAUACUUCAUCUGAAACACAUAUCAUGCAUUUAGCUCAAAGCAAAACUCAAGCCUCUCACUCAGAGGAUUUCAAUGAGCUUAUUCAGCCUGAAAAAGUGUUGGUGUCUGGUGCCAUGAAAUGCAUGUGCCAUAGAAAACUUAUUCCUACAGAUAAAACUGAAGUAGAAGCCUCAAACUGUGAACUCAGCAAGGAUAGCAAUGGAACCCUUCCGAAUCAUGAAAUAAUUCAAAAUAAAGACAAGGGUAAUGUCAGCUCUGAUGAAGAUUAUUUUGUGGCGAAGAAACCAUUGUACACUAGCGAACAAUGGAAGAGGUAUGUGAUGGAAAUGAAAAGCAAUUGUAAUGCAUUCAAACUUUGCUCAAAAAAUAAUUCUGUGAAAACUGGGCAGUCUAUUUUGUCGAGGAGAUACUCUGAUGUUGGUCCCAUUUAUAAGAAUGCUAAAAUUUUUCAGACAGUUCAUAACAUUCAUCAAGGUCAUCGUCAUUCUGCAGAUAGCAUUUUAGUCAAAAGAAAUAGCCUAAAAAAUAGUACUUUCUCUUCAGACCUGAAUUUAUGUACCAAAGAUGAACCUACCUCAAAAAAAAGUGCUUUGAAAGAUAAUAAGGUGAGGUGGAACCAGAGAUGUGUGCCCCCUUCAAUAACAUUGCCUAUAAAUAUCAAAAAUUUUUCAAGCUCCUGUGAAUCUGGUGCUGAAACAACUUCACCAAACACUCCAUCAAAGCCUCUCACAUCAGAUUUAGAGUGGCCUCUCAUAACUAACACUGACUGUAACAGUGACAGUACUGACUGCUCUUCUCAAUGUUCUGAAGAUAAUGGAAGUGAAGUUUCCCCUUCUGAAAACCCUUUUGCAUGGGAAAUUCAAGAACCUUCCAAGAAGUUUUCAAAUGUUGGAUACACAGGCACAGACAAAGGUCAUCGUCCAAGAUUGGUGAGCUGUACCAUUUGGGAGCGCAAUGAAUGCAAGAAGGCGGACUUAACAGCCUUGGACAUCAGUUCCGCAAUCAUCCAGAAAGUUGAUUCUUCCCAACAUAGCACAGAAUAUAUUUAUAUUGGAGUUUUGUUUGCAUUUAUCCUGUCAAGUUUACCGCUGCUGUUUCGCUUACAAUGUGGGGUUGCGGAAUAUAUAUUUCAAGACAUGACAUCUGAUGUUCUUGCUCUGACCAUGCCAACUUCAGAAGAAGUUGCCAAAAUCACUGGUGGUCUUUUAGAUGUCAUGUUUGGACCUGAAUUCAGAGUUAAAAUUGUUGUUUUUGCUGUUAUGCUGGAAAGAUUUACCUUAAGUUUAGCAUACUUCUUUUUGCUUUCUGUUGCGGAAAAGACUUUCAAGCAGCGCUUUCUGUAUGCUAAACAUUUUUGCUACUUAACAUCUUCAAGGCGAGCUAAAAGAUCAGAUCUGCCUCAUUUUCGUUUAAAUAAAGUCAGAAACAUCAAAAUCUGGCUUUCUAUACGCUCUUAUAUGAAGAAAUUAGGACCUCAAAGAUCUGUUGAUGUCAUAGUGUCAAUAACAUUUAUUUUGGAAGUGUGUGUCAUAUCAUUUUUGUGUAUUCAGCUUUUGAAAGAAACUGGCCAUUUUGCUGACAGGUUAUAUUGCUGGGAACUACUUUUUUGGACAUUAGCUCUUGGCAUAUAUCUCUUAAGAUUCAUGAUUAUUGGGAGUAAAAUUAAUAAGAAGUAUAGGAAUUUAUCGGUACUUAUCACUGAGCAGAUAAAUCUUUAUUUACACAUGGAGCAAAAACCCCAUAAGAAGGAGGAAUUAAUUUUAGCAAAUAAUGUGUUGAAGUUAGCAGCAGAUUUGUUAAAGGAACUGGAAAGUCCAUUCAAGAUAUCUGGACUAUGUGCCAAUUCUUAUCUGUAUAAUAUAACAAAAGUUGUGGUAUUAUCAGCUUUUUCAGCUGUUUUGACUGAUGUUUUGGGAUUUAAAUUAAAGCUUUAUAAAAUCAAAAUCAAAUGAUAGAAUGCAGUAGUGAUAGAAAAAUGAUAAAUUUAAAAUAUAUUUUCAUUCGAUCUCAUUUAGUUUGCUCAAUUCUACUUAUAUUUGUUUUCCUAUUUUUAUAGUAAUCAAAUUGUGUUGUUGCCUAAAAUCAUAUCCAAUUGAACAUUUCGAUUACAUUUUCUUUUUAGGAGUUUUUGAAACAAUUUUUAAAACCUGAAAGAUGUUAUUAGAAAAGCAAUUUUGUAUCAACAGUUGUGUUUCAAAUGAAAGCCUAUCAAAUUGUAAAAUUUAAUGUGUCAAAAUAGUCUUGAAGAAAAGAAAAAAACCUGGUAAAAUUUAAGUGAUCAUAUUUUAGAUUAUUGAUUGUAAUUUUUAACUUGUACAAAUCUAAAAAUAAAAUCAAAAUCAAUAUUGCAUGGUAAAAACUAGGAAAAUGUUUUGGUGUUGUGAUAGUUUGUGAAUAUGAAAAUAUUUAUAUUAUUUGUUAGCUAAAUAGAAGUUAAGUAAUUGAUUAUGGCCAAUGUUGUUCUUUUUGUGCAUGUGUUGUAUAUCAUCCCCCUCCCCCCAUAUUUUUUUUUCAAUUAUUUACUUCAUAAUAAUGCACAGGGUUUUAGUUUUGAAUGGGACAAAAAAAAGUUUGCGUGUGACUGUUGUAAUAAACCAAGCUCACAGCGAGCUACAGCUAUCUAAGUUUCAAUUGAUAUUUUAUCUGUAGACCUCCAGAGACAUCAUUAACAUCUAUGCAGUAUUUUAAUUCCUACCACACUGGUGAUAGAGUAUACUUUGUUAGUAGUUAGAGCACCCACUGCUUUAGGGUGUUAUAUCUAUUUCCUGAGUACUUACAGGAGCCAUGAAAUGAAGACAUAAAUACUUUGUCUUUAACAAAGUUCCAUAGGAGAAAAUCACAAAGGCUUAGAUCUGGAGGUUUUGGCUGCCAACACAGCAAUGGCAUAGUGUUUGAUCUAACAUGACCAAUCUAGCAAUAGAUUAAUUGAUAGCACUAUGAGACUGAAACUCUUUCGCCCAUUAUUUACUACAGUGACUAUGCAGUGGUUCUUUACCAAAUUUUGACCAAGAAUGUCUUUGAAUGACUAUAAAUGGUGAUGUUUUGGCGUAUUCCAAAAUACCGUUGGUUUCCUCUCGUUUUUUCUGUAUGGAUGGUGCAAUUUUGAAAAAAAGUGCCCUCAGCCUUAAUUUCAAAACCAGAAAAAUUUUCGCUAUUCCUACACAAAACUUGUAUGAUUUUAGCUUCAAAAUCAAUUAGUUUUCUCAAAAAAAAAAAAAAAAAAAGCAAUUGCAGAAUCUGUAUUUGGCUAUUCUUUUUGUCCCAUUCAAUAUAAAACUCCCUGUAUAAUAUAUUAAUAUUCUAAUCAAAUGUUCAACUUAUUACUCUGAGGGUAUUCACAAAGCAUAGAAUAGCAUAUGUUGCAUUAUCUUUCUUGUUGUGUCAUAACUAUUAGUUAUAACAUUUCUUUUAACAUUAUAGUGUUGGAAAUACAACAAACUGAAUUUUAUAAUUAAAAGUUUACAUUGCAUAAUCAAUCAAUUUAUUGAAAGUAGUAUUGCAACUGCACUUUUAAUGCAAAUCAGCACAUUUGCUAAAGCAAAACAAAAGGAAAAUGUUGUGUUUAAUUUUAUGAAUUGUUAUUGUUUAGUUAUCUUGUUUUCUGGACCUUUUUCAACAAAAUGUUACUUUGAAAUUCACCUAUAUUUAAGAUACAGCUUAUGGUUGAAGAGUAAUUAACUUUGUGAUAUAAAAUAAAACACAAACUACUAUGUUAAAAAAGCGCAAGUUUGCAAAACAUCGCAGACAACUUUUAGGGUUACAGGAACUCCUUUUUCAAUGAUAAGAUUGAGCUUAUGAAUAAAAAGACAUCUGAGACAAAAGUCCGACACAAGUGUCUGAAAUUUUUUGCAAAAAUGUGUACUUUUUUAAAAAUCAAUGUUUACAUUUUUAUAUCUUGUAGUUACUUUAAAACAUUCAAGCCUGUUUUAAUAUCUUAAAUUUUGAUUUUGUACUACAAUUUUACUUUUUAAUGAUACAAAUAACAUUUUAUAAAUAUUAAUCAUUUCAGAAAUAACUGUUCUAUUUGUUUUAUGAAUUCAUAUCAUUUAUAAAAUUACUUUGUUGAGUGUUUGAUUUUUAUUAGAGUAAAACUUUUUUAAUUACUAUUAAAUAGUUCACUUAAAUGGAUUUUAUUUUUAAAUUAUGAAAAAGUUUACAAAUUUGUUUAUUUAUUUAUCUUGAAAACAUUUUGUAAUACUUCUUCAGAAAGCUAGUUUGUUAAUCAUUAAA